AUGAAACGUGUACAGGUCGUGAGUUACUUUGUACGAUUGGUAGCCAUUAUCAUUUUGCACAACACAAUGACAGCCGUCUUCUGUGAUCAAAAGAAAGUGCCGGUGCACUACCCUAAUCGGGUCAUUUUCAAAAACGAUACGAAAUCCUUCACCGUGCGUGUGACACGGUUCAUCUGUACGGAAACACCGUACGAAGUGUCAGAACUGUUGCAGUGCAAAACUGUUCUGCGGCGCAACAAGCCAACGUUCUUCAACUUUACCGUGCACGUACCGAUGGUGUUGAACACAGUGAAUUUUCAGGUUAAAACAUAUUACCGAUUGAACAACUAUCAGGGAUUUCCAAUCAAUUUGAACACGGAAGUGUGUGGCUAUUUGCGCAACCCGUCGGACGACAUCUUUUCGCGCCAUCUUAUGUCGAUCAUGUUUGAAACGAUCCCGCAUCUUAUGUACUACUGUCCACAUGGGAACACAACCUAUACAGUAAGCUAUUGGCUGGAGGAUAAAUUCUUUCCCAAAUCCAUGCCGGCCGGAGACUACCGGCAGGAUGUGUGGUUCCGUACUGAGCAGAACAAAACGCUCUUUUCGUAUCAAGUGUACUUCUCCGUCCGGAGGAUGGGUAUAUGGCGAUCUUUAAUCGAAUGGUAG
This is a messenger RNA of Anopheles moucheti, 645 nucleotides long. RefSeq lists its product as uncharacterized. The record is from RefSeq and is a predicted model, not a curated record. NCBI's taxonomy places the organism in Eukaryota, Metazoa, Arthropoda, Insecta, Diptera, Culicidae. The transcript has 2 exons. The coding region runs from base 1 to 645 and encodes 214 amino acids.